GUUUCUUGCCUUGACUCACCUCAGAUAACAACAAAGCUGAACUUCAGACUGUCGCGCCUAUCUACGGUUGCCUCGCAAUGCCUCCACCACAUCUGUUAACGCUUGCCGACCUCUCAGUGCCACAAAUCCGUCGUCUCAUCUCCCACUCGCACUAUCAGAAACACCUUGCGCUCCCUUGGUUAGCACCCCAUGAAAAAGGAAAAAACAAUGCUUCUCGGAACCUCCGUCUACCAAGUCAGAGUCUCUUCAGCAAGACUGUCGCGAUGAUGUUCUCAAAACGGAGCACGCGAACGCGGGUCGCGGCUGAGACAAGCGCGGCCAUGCUCGGCGGGAAGGCGUUGUUCUUGGGGAAGGAUGAUAUUCAAAUUAGCUGGAAUAAGGGAGAAGGUGGAGGAGAAAGUGUAAGGGACUCUGCGCGAGUUAUCGGGGGAAUGUGCCAGGGCAUCUUCGCGCGUGUUGGCGGACACCACGAAGUUGAGGAACUCGCAAAAUACUCCCCGGUUCCCGUGAUUAAUGCCCUCUCUGACCUAUGGCAUCCCACCCAAGUAUUGGCCGACCUGCUAACACUACACGAACAUGCUCACCUUUUUACCCCCGAAUCCCUCGCAGAAAAGCCCAUGCCGACACCCGAACCAGUUUCUGAACACAAAGAGAAGGAACCCGAACCCGAACCAUCGACUGAGUCUGAUAAGAAAACCAAAUAUACCAAGAGCAAGAAGGCGAAAAAGUUUGGGGGCCCCUUGCCAGAACUCCCUUCUUUGACCAUUGCCUAUGUUGGCGACUCGGCGAACAUCCUUCACGAUAUGCUUGUCACGUACCCGAGGUUGGGGCAUAAUAUGCGCGUCGCUAGUCCUGUGGGGUAUGGCGCCCCCAAACCCGUGGUGUCCAAGGUCAGGGAACUUGGAAUUCGGUUGGAAGGGUCGACAUUUGGACAAAUAACGGAGCAAAAAAGCGAGCAUGGGUUUGGCAAUAUAUUAUGGUUCGAAGACCCGAAGGAUGCGGUGAAAAGCGCAGAUGUCGUUGUUACUGACACCUGGAUUUCAAUGGGCCAAGAAUCUACCAAGACACAGCGUCUGAAGGACUUCACUGGCUAUCAAGUGACUGAGGCGAUGUGCGAGGAUGGCGGAGCCAAAGCUGGGUGGCGGUUCUUGCAUUGUUUGCCGAGGAAAGGCGAUGAGGUUGACGAUGAGGUUUUCUAUGGUCCCCGUUCACUCGUUUUCCCUGUGGCGGAUAACAGGAAAUGGACAACUAUGGCCGUAUUUGAUUUGUGGAUUGGGCGAUGGGACACCAGUGCAGAAGAAUAAAGAGUUGAAAUGUUCAGUUGCGCCUACUGUAUACAUAGAGAAAAGGUCUCAAUUUUCCUAUUAUACUAAUCAAUGACCUUGAAAAAAAGUCAAUGCUUGUGGUUCAGAGGAGUUUACUUGAGUUUUAAGUACCUUCUUUGUCGCCCUGCCAAUUUCAUUUG
Molecule: messenger RNA, 1465 nt
Organism: Guyanagaster necrorhizus
Lineage: Eukaryota; Fungi; Basidiomycota; Agaricomycetes; Agaricales; Physalacriaceae
Product: ornithine carbamoyltransferase 1
Exons: 5
Coding region: 78-1304 (408 amino acids)
Biological process (GO): L-citrulline biosynthetic process
Cellular component (GO): mitochondrion
Molecular function (GO): amino acid binding; ornithine carbamoyltransferase activity
Source: RefSeq, a predicted model, not a curated record